Molecule: messenger RNA, 7986 nt
Organism: Oncorhynchus mykiss (rainbow trout)
Lineage: Eukaryota; Metazoa; Chordata; Actinopteri; Salmoniformes; Salmonidae
Gene: dlgap2b
Product: DLG associated protein 2b
Biological process (GO): signaling
Cellular component (GO): postsynaptic specialization; glutamatergic synapse
Molecular function (GO): molecular adaptor activity
Source: RefSeq, a predicted model, not a curated record
GGAGACAAUCCUUUGCUCAGGAUAUAGGGGUCUCGGGACAAACACCGGCCUCUCUCUGUAUAUAUAUAUAGUAUAGAUCACUAUAGUUUACUAAGCACCCUCAUUGAUGUUCAGUUAGUGUAGUAGUAAAGUAGUUCACCCAUGAUACUGUAAUAAAGACGUUACUGACAUUGACGUGUGUUAUUGUUUAUGAUCAAAUUGGUAUUUACCAGGUGGAGACGGCGACAGACUCCGAGUCGGAGAGCAAAGGGCUUCCUCAGUACCAUUCUGUGGGCACCCAGGUGGAGGAUGACAAAGGGCAUGGCAGGUUCAAGCGCUCCAACAGCGUGACGACGGCCGUACAAGCUGACAUGGAACUAGAGGGCUUCCCCACCAUGGAGGACAAGGGCCUGCAGUUCGGAGGGGGCUUGGGCUUCCGCGGGGGCCACUCGGAGCCUAGCACGCCCACCCAGUACGGGGCUGUCCGCACCGUCCGCACCCAGGGCCUCUUCAGCUACCGGGAGGACUACCAGCGCUCCUCCAGCGGACCGCCCAGCCCGCAGCCCGAGUCGUGGCUGACAGAACCCUCUCUGGAGGGGGCUGAGACGGGCCGAGUGUCUCCCCUCCGCAGGGACGGCAGCUGGUUCAUGCAGCUCCUCCAUAAUGAAACUAAGAGGAUGGAGGGAUGGUGUAAAGACAUGGAGAGGGAGGCGGAAGAGCAUGACCUGUCGGAGGAGAUCCUAGGGAAAAUCCGAAGUGCCGUGGGCAGCGCACAACUCCUCAUGUCUCAAAAAUUCCAGCAGUUCUACUGGCUGUGUCAGCAGAACCUGGACCCCAGCGCCAUGCCCCGCCCCACCUCUCAGGACCUGGCCGGAUUCUGGGACCUGCUGCAGCUCUCCAUCGACGACGUCACUGCCAAGUUUGACGAGCUGCAGGAAAUCAAGAGCAACGAGUGGAGGCCCGUGGAGAGCCCCGAGAAGAAGACACCAUUACAGGAGAGGAAGUGGCCUCCCCCGCUGCCAAAGAGGCCUCCGAAGGGGCGUGGCGGCGUGAUGCGGGAGCGCUCUCUGGACCUGCAGGACCGCCAGCGUCAGGAGGCACGGCGCCGCCUCAUGGCAGCUAAGCGGGCGGCUUCCUUCAGACAGAACUCAGCCACAGAGCGGGCGGACAGCAUCGAGAUCUACAUCCCCGAGGCCCAGACCCGCCUUUGAGGUCCAAGCAUUUACCCCUCUAGCCUGACCCUAAGCUCUGCCCCCUUCCGGGCCCCAUAUCCCAGACCCAGCCAGUGGGUGUCACCCAGACUCCUUCCUCCCUCUUUCUUGUCGUCUGUGUCUCUCACUUUCACUUCUUACUGUUUCUCUCCAUCUAUUGCCCUUCUUCUGAUGUCCUCUCCCCUUUAAGACGGAGGUAAUAUUCACCACCCCUCCACCCCAUUAUAAUGAGCUGCUACUACAACCUCCCCUUUAACCGAACUGAUCCACCAUCACAAUUAUAUUUGGCUAAUUACAAGCAAAAUUAUUAUUUUCUAUACUGUAACAAAUUCUCUUGUUGGAAAUGUAUUCAUCCCCCCCAAGAGCUUUCGCAUUGCCAUCAUGUAUUAUGAGCCUCUGGGUAAAGUAAGGGUAAUAUCAGUAUUUUCCCACCGUGUUCAAAAGGAAUCACAAAGUGCAACUUUUCUAUGGAGAAUCUCACCAGCAUCAGUGGUCUUGGGCUAAAUCACCCUGUGCGGAGACUACUACUCCCCAGUGGUAGCACAGAGGUGGUGAUGACUCACUGUCAAGAUAGAAGUCUGGAAAUGUCUCCCCCAUGUUUGUGGGUUGUCAGUCAAAGUGGGGGAAAUAUGUAGUGCGAUUGAUCAACACCUGCUAUUGAAAUACCUCAGUCUUGCAGUGGGCACUCUAGGGUAAAAACCAUAGACAUAGAAUUCAAAUCUAUUUCUAUGGGGUCUAUUCUAUUUCUAUGGUAGAGACCAAGGAGUAGUCAUCACAUCUGAUAUGGUCGCACAGCAUCCUGGGUAUAGUAGUUCCGUUGUUAUUCUUGGGACGUACUCACACCACUUUUUACCAGGCUUGCUGCUGCAGCCACUGCCUAACAUUGCUGAGACAUGGGAUGUGAAAAAGACAUGCAGCAGUAACCCAGCUAGCACAUUUAGUUCCUUGGAAGUUGUGGGACAGAAGUUUUUGGUUUCCAAUUGAUUCUGGGAACAAAGCCAUAAGUUUCCUGAUCGGUAAAACUGAACGUUUUUAAAACGUUCUGGGAAUGUACAUUUUUAGGUUGCACGGAGGUUCUGAGAACCUUUUACUACGGUUCCCUGAAUGUUUUCAUGGGAGGUUUUAUUAACGUUCUGAGAACGGAAAUUAUAGGUUAUUUGAAGGUGAUCAAAUAACGCUCUGAGAACAUUCUCUAAAUGUUGUGAAUGUUUGGAACUAAAUAUUAAGGUUAUUUUGAGGUUUUUGAAUCACUUAAAACGUUCACUGAACGUUUCAAUAAGACUGCUAGCUUAGGUUGACUGUUUUGAACUCCAAGCAGAGAUAGGACACACGGAAAUGAAUCAUGCAAACACAUGUAUUUUUUUUUAUUUUGGCACAGCGUCAGUGAGAUUCAAACCUAUGAUCUUCUGUUCUCUGUCCAUGGAAUUAGUUCACUGCGACAGCAGCAUGGAGCUACAGUAGCAUGCCAUGUUUUUUAAACUCAUACAAAGAUGUUAAUUUUAGUAUAUUCCAACGGACCCCAUUUCAAAGGAAACUCAUUAAGACCAGGGCGCCCAAUUAUUGGGGACAACACACCUCAACACACUUACGAAGAAAGAGGAUAGAGAGAGUUUUGUUGACACUGAGAAUAGAUGUAUAAGAUUUGAAAUAACAUUAUUAUAAUGUUCUUUGAACGCUACAAUGUUUUUUUCUCGUGGUUCUUAUGUAACAUUUUGUCAAUGUUCUUAAAACAAUGGCUUUAAAUAGAACCGUGAGGAAAUCUGCAGAAAACUUUACACUAAAAGUACUGAAAUUCCCACAGAAUAACGUUGUUUCUUAACGUUCUCAGAACUAUUUCAGAAUAUUCCCAAUGUCAAACCAGUUGACAUUAUUCCUUUAACAUUACACCUUUUUCUGUUAAAUGUAACCAUGUUUGAACUUUUAGGAAACAUUCUGUUAAAGUAAUGAAAUAACAAGAAAAUAAAGUGUUUUUUGUCAAGUUCCUUAAAUGUGUUGAGAAGGUUCCAAAGCCAAGCAACUAUCCUGUACCAUUCCCAGAAAGUUGUGGGAAUGUUGAAUGCAAAAUAACCAUGGGACAACCACCCGGUCACCAUGCUCUAAGAAACUUAUGGUUCUCAGAACGUAAUGUGCUAGCUGGGAAAGUACCUUAGGGCUGCAUUUAUGCAUUUUCAGUUACGAUAACGGCUUUGUCGUAAGGUUGAAACAUGGUUAUGAUAUGGGUUGUACAGUGCAUUUAUUCGUCUGAUCCAUGUUUCCAUUGCAACACUAUUGUAAAACACUUAAAAGGGAGAAAAAAAUUCAAAUUUAAUGAAAAAAAAAAAGUUGACUAUGAUAUAAUGCAUUUUUGCACCUUAUAUAUACUAUUCAUGUUUGUAUUUCCAAGGGAAAUGUAGUAAAUGACACUCACAUGAUAUUGUUGCAGUUGAAUUGCAAGGACAAAAAAAUUGAACAUUUGCUAUUGAAUAUGUCUAUGAUGCUGUUCUAUACACAGCAUCAAUCUGCACCUUGAGUUUUGUGUCCAUCCCCUGAUGUCCAGUACUAUUGUAAUGAUAAUAAUGGUGAUAAAUAAUGUAAUCUAUCACAUAUAUACCCAAUGACCAACAUCACAAACUACAUUGAACUUGAAUUGUAUCAUAGUGGACGCUGUGAAAGAAUGACUGUCGAUGGGGUGGAGAGAGCAGUGCCCCAACAGACAGAUGACUUAUACCUAUUAGAGACCACAUCACACACAUUCUAUCCCAUCCGGCACACAACAAUCAAGUAUUUUUUACAGAAGUAGUGUGGGACAGACAGGUGCAAAUGUCACUUUAACACUAUCCAGUUACUAGUAAAUGGUGCUGCUUUUUACCUGAAACGGUUGUCCUUUACCCAGUCCUAUGUGCACGCACACACACACACACACACACACACACACACACACACUCAAGGACUUUUUAAUAACAGAGAUUUACUAAAAUGGUGCCCAUAGCAUCUGCAAUUAAAGAUGGUGGCUAUUGACUUGCGGGAAGAAAGAAAAAAACAUAUUUGCAAAAUGUCUAUUUGCAUUGUUCAUUUUUGCUUAAAAGUUGUUUAUUGACAAUACGUACGAUGAGGUAUUUCUACUCCCUAUCUUGCCAUGAGCUAAGAGGGUUGCUGUAAAAGUAGCCGGAGUCAAAGGUCUAGGGAAUUCUAGUGAGAGAGAGAGCAAGGCAUUUACAUUUUUCUGACGUUACUCCGUUGCUUUGGCGGUGCUCGGCAACACCACACUUGGAGCUUAUUGUUUCAAUAAACGGUAUAUUUCCUUCAAAAAAUGAAACUGUACUUAUACUAGAUGACAUGAUAUACUGGCUUUUGUGUUGUACUGCGUGUCAUUGAUAUAGUAUUUCCAUUUACCCAUAUGAACAGUAGAUGAACAGUAGAUUGGAUUUUUUUUUAUAUAAUUCAUUUAUUCCCAUAUACUUGUUAUGUUAGGGUUGUAAGCUUCUAGCACCAGUGGUCGACUAGGAAUUUUCAAUAGAAUGUGAUGCAAAAACAGGGUGAGCUGUUAUAUAACCACAUAGCCUAGAUUGAGACCAUUUUUAAUUGCGACCUUUUGAAAGGGCAACACACAGUAAGCAACAGUUCAGUUGGUCAGAUACGUUGCCAGAUAUUUUGCUAAAAAAGGGUGGAAAGUAGUUGAAUAAACUGGGACUUUCCUCGUUCCUCUAUAGCUUCUGGUAAACCACUCAACGUCUCCAAUUUCAUUUCCUGACAUCGGUCUCUCUCUGCUGUGAACCUCAAUGAAACCGUUACGUACCAGACGGCCUUAAACACAUCGAAAGCAAAAUCAUAUACGAACGUAGAGUCACUAACAAUGCAACAACAACAAAAAUGGUCAUAGGAGAUGUGUAGGUGCUGUGUAAAAGCAAACAGUACAGUAUUGUGAUUCUAUGUGGACACAAAGUCCAUGUCUGGUCUAAGUGAGGUAACAGCAGAAAGUGAGAGACAUUGAUAGCUUAAUGAAAAACAGUCAGAGGUUCCCAUUAGAUUAGAGUAUGAUCGUUGAAAUGACGUCACUUUCACACCCGUGGUGGUCUCAUCUGAAAGAUUCAUAACCACAGGGUCAACAACUGCUGCUAUAGUGACGUACUCGUAACUAUUCACCACAGUUACCAAUUUGCACACUGAUACAUAACACCAAAUUUCAAGAUUAUAUUAAACAUGAUAGAUUGGCCAAGGCAAAUAGUUCAUGGAUCUUCACGUUCUUCUUUCCCCUUUAUCGUUUCCUAGUCUUUAGUUAUUCAUAUUGUGUGAUAUUAUAAUGUAUGGCCCUCUACAUUAGGUGCAUAAAUUGAGACAGCAAUUUUUUUUGUCUUCGUAGAAAGUGAAUUGCCCUUUCUCCAAUCUCAAACAUACUCUAUUAUCAUGUUUGUCCCAUACCGUAUACCUUCCCAUGAUCUAAGGAGGGUUUGCAAGUUUGGAAACUACGUACGAUGGGGGAAAAUAUCCUUAGGUGCCUUAAAAUCAGACUUACAAGAAUCUAUGAAUGAAUGUUUGAGGUCUUUGGUUGGAAUACGAUGCCAUGCAGAGUGCUUGGCCAUCUCUGGAUGUGUUGAUUGAGUUGCAAUGUCACCUCAAAGGGCUGUUUGGGAGGAAAGCUAGCUUGUUUUUGUUUUCAUCCAAAUGCCUUCAUAUUAGUAGUUUGGAUUAGCAUUGGAUCAUUUUGAAUUGUUAUACUGUUGUAUGACUGCAGCACAAGUUGAUAAUUGAAGAGGAUGAGAUGAUGUGAAAAUUGAAUUGAUACAUUUUGUGUGAUUUGUGUUUAAACUAUGCUUUUGGUAAGAUCUGUCAUUGUUGGCAUCCAUUCAUUCUCACAGGUAGAGAUUGUUCCCAUUAAUCAUGGGGGGGGGUUUGGGACAUGUUACCUUUGGUGUAAUCCACAGGUUUGGUGAUUCAUAUUUAUUGGUACAUGCCCCAAGUUUACGUUAUGUCACCGGUAUGCAAGUGUCUUCGUGAUUGGUACACACUGUACAUUUUUUAUCAUCAUGAAAUCUUGUAUGUUGAUGGUCUUUGAUUUAUUUUGACCAACAGAAAGUGCAGCGUAGACAUUUUUCAUCCGAAUCAAACUGAAUCAAUGCAACAGGAGCGAACAUAGGUUAUGUGUGUACGUGUGUUUGCAUUUGUGUGUGCCCUGCGUGUGUGUGUGUGUGUGUGUGUGUGUGCGAGUGUGUGUGUGGCUCGGAGGGGGAUGGCAGAGAAAAACAACAUCCCAGGGAGUAUUUUUCCUUGCUAUGAUAUCGUAACCUCGUCCCAGUUCUCAAUGCUUUAUGGCUUAUUAUCGUUACCACAAACUAGAGACUGACUAAACUUGACCUGCUAAAAAGUGCAAUAGUGUUUCAUACAACAGGCAGGCACACAUACAGCUAUUUACCUCAAUGUUUGAGAGUCAGUUACAGUGACAACACACGGCCACCACACGCCUGUGUCCUAUGCAGUAGUCCUGCCAGCCUGCACCAUGUCCCCAUUUCUACAGACAUUCCCUCUAACGCACGAUGGCCCCAGUGGAAAUGAAUCUUUGUUUGCUGAUCUUUAUGGAAGUGGACAUUGUCUUCAGAAGGUUGAAGAAUUGAAUUGUUGUGCACAGUUCAGAUCUCAGUACGUUUUCAGUCAUCUUGAUCUAUCUUCAGAAACGUCUGUGUUUGCACACUUACUGGCCAUCUUGAUGGGUCAUUCUGAAAGCAGCUUGAUAUUCUAUUGAACCCACAGUACAUCACCCUCAUCUAAUAUGCAGUAUGUCCAUGAUGAAUUGCUUUCCUGAUUGCAUUUUAAUGAUUGGAAAUCAUCAGACUUAAACGCUAAACACACGUAUAAACAGACAUUUAGAAUAACAAAUUGCAUCAUAUCAAAGUUCUUUGGUGUGAUAUUUUGUUCUGCAGCCCUUUUACGUGUGGAACUCUUUUAGGGGCUAAAACGUACAAUGUUCCAUGAGUGACAUUUUUGCUACAUCGUCUUGGGCACAUGUGUUUGGUGGGCUGUUGUGCUAUAAACCUCAAAGAAGUCAGUAAAGGUGCUGAAGUUAAUUGAACUUGUUUUUUCUUGUUUUCUUUCUCAAGAAUUACAGAGAUUGGUUUAUUCUGACAAUCAGCGCACAAACACAGGUACGCGCACACACACACUACACAGCAGUAAGACAAAAUGUCCUCAAGAUGGCACCCUAAAUUCUUUAUUUUGAACAAUUCGUCUUGAGGUAUUUUGACACCAACACGAUUUUCUAUGGCCCUGUAAACUUUGCUUGAGUUUUUCUUUCAAUUUUUUCCUUUUUUCCAGUGCAGUUUCACUCUAAGAAUGUCUCUCUCUCUCCUCAUAAAAUAUUUGAUUCAAUAAGGAGCACAGUGUUGUUCUUAUCAUUAUCACUGAUUUUGGCCACUGACCUUCCACAAAAUACCAUGGGCUCUUUCUUAAUUUCCUUGAGGCAAUGUUAUUUUAUUUUAUUUUAAAAGGUUUGAGCGAGUCAGAGCUGCUUUACAUUGAAAACCACAUGGACUGAAUGUGACCACUGCCCGUUUAGCAAUAAGCUUCAUUCAAUGCAUUGUGGCCAUACAUCACAUCACAACAUCUACAGUAUGGCCUUCUAAUUUGACCUGCCACCCAAACACUUUAUUCCUUAGUCAAUGCCAAUGGAGGGUUCUGCCUACAAGGUCUCCCAUUCCCCUGCUAUUACCUAGGCCUACAUGUACAGUGCCUUUGGAAAGUAUUCAGACCCCUUGACUUUUUCCACAUUUUGUUACAUUACAGCCUUAUUCUAAAAUGUAUUAAAUAGUUUUUUCCACUCAUCAAU